This is a messenger RNA of Camponotus floridanus (Florida carpenter ant), 1997 nucleotides long. RefSeq names its product endochitinase. Gene Ontology annotation, molecular function: chitin binding; chitinase activity. The transcript has 10 exons. The record is from RefSeq and is a predicted model, not a curated record. Bases 192 to 1820 code for a protein of 542 amino acids. Gene Ontology annotation, cellular component: extracellular region. Lineage: Eukaryota; Metazoa; Arthropoda; Insecta; Hymenoptera; Formicidae. Gene Ontology annotation, biological process: chitin catabolic process; carbohydrate metabolic process.
AAACUCGAUGAAGUGCUUCGAUAACUGGCCGCAGAACUGUCUUGAGUGUCGAACAAAUCGCAUGGAGUUUAGAACAUGCGACUUUAGAAAAUAUUUUAUCGUGUAUAAAAUUGAGCGUCCUUCAUUUUAUUGUAAUAAAAAUUGUGCAUAAAUAUAUAUUUAUCUAUCCUCCCCAAUAUUAAGAUUUCAAAAUGACGUCUUCCACGGGAAAGCUGUUGUUUUCCCUUCCUGUGUUCCUGAUACUCUUGGCGUACGGAGCAACCGAAACUCCAAGGCUGGUAUGUUAUUUUAGCAAUUGGGCUAUCUAUCGUCCGGACAUAGGCAGUUACGGUAUCAAUGAUAUCCCCGCUGAUAUGUGUACGCACAUUAUCUACUCCUUCAUCGGCCUGAGCAACGUUACCUGGGAAAGGCUUAUUCUCGAUGAGGAGCUCGACGUUGAGAAAGGUGGUUUUGACAAGUUCGUCGCUCUGAAGAAAAAGUAUCCGCAUCUGAAGACUCAGGUCGCUAUCGGCGGUUGGGCCGAAGGUGGCAAAAAGUAUAGCGAAAUGGUCAGGAUGAAAGCCAGGCGUGACUCGCUCAUCAGGAGUAUCGUCGCUCUUAUGAACCAAUACGGCUUCGAUGGCUUCGAUCUUGAUUGGGAAUAUCCGGCGGCUACCGAUAGAGGCGGUACUUUUAGCGACAAGAACAACUUCUUUUACUUUGUCGAGGAGCUGAGGACAGCGUUCGACAAGGCAGGAAAAGGCUGGGAGAUCACUAUGGCAGUGCCGAUGGCCCCGUUCCGUCUCAAUGAGGGAUAUCACGUGCCAGAAUUAUGCGAGCUUGUCAAUGCCAUCCACGUCAUGUCGUAUGAUCUUCGGGGCAACUGGGCCGGAUUUGCGGAUGUUCACAGCCCACUCUACAGGAGACCCCACGAUCAGUACGCCUACGAGAAACUAAACGUGCACGAUGGUCUUCAACUCUGGGAAGACAAAGGAUGUCCUGCCAACAAGCUCGUCGUAGGAAUCCCGUUGUAUGGACGUACUUUCACUCUCAGCCAAGGCAAUAACAAUAAAAAACCUGGAACUUACAUCAAUAAAGAAGCCGGUGGCGGCGCGCCCGGCAAAUAUACCGGAGCUAAAGGAUUCUUGGCUUACUAUGAAAUCUGUAUGGAACUACAAAAACCGGACAACGGGUGGACCAAGGAAUACGACCAAGCAGGCAAAGUACCUUAUAUGUACAAAGAUACUCAAUGGGUCGGUUACGAGGAUGCUGAUAGUAUUGUUUACAAAAUGAAGUUCCUCAAGGAAAAGAAAUAUCUCGGUGCUAUGGUCUGGGCUGUCGAUAUGGAUGAUUUCAGAGGACUUUGCGGUCCUGUGAAUCCCCUCAUGACUACAAUUUACAAUUGUCUAAAAGGCUAUACAGUAACACCUAAAAAUUACAAGACAACGCCCAGACCUGAAUGGGAUAGACCACCCAGUACUCCAGCCUCCACAGGUGAAAACAAACCGAAACCCACCAAACCUACCGAACCCACCAAACCUACCGAACCCACCAAACCUACCGAAUCCACCAAAAUACCCGAAUGGACUACCGAAUGGACUACCGAAACAUCUCGUCCUACGACACCUACCACCUUGAAGCCAAUUGAUGAUGACGAGGUUGCUUGUAAUGGCCAGAAUAUUAUUCCCAGCAAAGAUUGCGCAACAUACUACAUCUGUGAUCACGGCAAGCCGAUCAAAGCACGAUGUGCGCCUGGUUUGAUCUACCAUAGUUCCAAGUUCAUUUGCGACUGGCCGGCCAACGCCGAUCGCGAGGAAUGCAGACAUGUUCGAUCCAUUUGAAAUCUGUCGAUUUCAAUCAUUUCAUCGAUUCAUAAAUCUUUAGAGUUUAGAAAGCUUAUAGCUAUAAUUUCAUACAAGCAUUAUUAUUUUAUUAUUUGUUGUUGUGUGCGAGAGCACGUGCGAAAUCAAAUGUAUCAUUCUUUGCGAGCUAUGAUAAAUCAUACGCAGUUUAUCAAA